AUGCAGAAACCCAUUGUUCCUGUUGACCUGUACAGAGCAAUCAGAGACUCUCAGCUUGUCGGUCUCUCUGGUUAUUCAAAAGAGGGUCUCCCUGUCAUUGCAAUUGGUGUGGGGCUUAGCACAUAUGACAAAGCCUCCGUUCAUUACUAUGUACAGUCUCACAUUCAAAUGAAUGAGUACCGGGAUCGUGUUGUAUUGCCAUCUGCUACAAAGAAACAGGGACGACCAAUCUCCACUUGUUUGAAAAUUUUGGAUAUGUCUGGUUUGAAGCUUUCAGCUUUAAGUCAAAUUAAGUUAAUGACUACUAUAACCACAAUUGACGAUUUAAACUAUCCAGAGAAGACGGAGACAUAUUAUAUAGUCAAUGUCCCCUACAUAUUUUCUGCAUGUUGGAAAACCAUAAAGCCUCUGUUGCAAGAGAGGACAAAGAAGAAGAUUCAAGUUCUCAAAGGCUGCGGUAAAGAUGAGUUGCUUAAGGUAAUGGACUAUGAGUCACUGCCACAUUUCUGUAGAAGAGAAGGGUCUGGAUCUGGUAGGCAUAUCUCAAGUGGAACAGAAGACAAUUGUUUCUCUUUGGAUCACUCUUUCCACCAACAGCUUUACAGUUAUGUGAAGCAACAGGCUCUAGUGAAAGGGCCUUCGAGUGCACCGAUCAGACAUGGUUCGGUCCACGUUAGGUUCCCUGAGCCAGCCACGGAAGGCACCAAGAUAUUCGAUACCUUAGAAUCUGAGUUCCAGAAGCUUGGAUGUGACCAGAAGGUCUGA
Molecule: messenger RNA, 765 nt
Organism: Eruca vesicaria subsp. sativa (arugula)
Lineage: Eukaryota; Viridiplantae; Streptophyta; Magnoliopsida; Brassicales; Brassicaceae
Source: the annotation of a GenBank genome assembly